This is a messenger RNA of Belonocnema kinseyi, 2322 nucleotides long. RefSeq names its product deubiquitinase DESI2. The record is from RefSeq and is a predicted model, not a curated record. Gene Ontology annotation, biological process: protein deubiquitination. Lineage: Eukaryota; Metazoa; Arthropoda; Insecta; Hymenoptera; Cynipidae. The coding region runs from base 564 to 1175 and encodes 203 amino acids. The transcript is spliced from 6 exons. Gene Ontology annotation, molecular function: deubiquitinase activity.
AUUUCUCUUUCUCUCCCUCUCUCUCGUUUCUAUUAGCUCCUAAGACAUUAUUUGACAGAUUUUAUACGUAAAACAGACUAUAAAACACCAUUCCCUUUAUCAAUAAGAAUUCGUGAUAAAAAUUCGAAACGAAGGAUUAAACUCCUGUGAUUUAUAUUUUUCGAGUAUCGACAUCAGCUGUUGUUUUUUUGUUUAUGUGCAUGAACACUUUUUUUAUAAUCUAUCUUUUUUUUUGAAGAGUAGGUAUUCUCAAGCUUCUCGAAUUAAAUAAUAACGAGAUGAUUCUCUCUAUUAAAAAACUGGUGGAUUAAUAAAAGGAAUCGAAGUUGAGUAAAAAUUUAUAGGUUAUCCUUUGUUUAUUUUUUGUGUUCUACCAUGGAGUCUUGAAUAAUUUUUGUGCUCAGAAAUCAAACUCGCGUUUACGAAUAUAACUCCUGAAUUUUUUUUAAAUUCGUGAGGUGAAAUUUACGCUCUGGGAUAUGCAGAGUCUUUGAAGAUUUGAAUGAAAAGGUGUUCUGGAACAUAGAUAGUGGUGAAUCCUUUCUGCAAGUACACGUAUCUCUAUGAUGUUUUCGUCAGGUCUUGGCUGUAAUCUAUCAUUCCCAAGUUGUCUGGGUUAUCCACAAGAUAGUGAAGAAUUGAUUCCAAAAAUGGCUCGCGAACCGAUAACUCUCAAUGUGUACGACAUGUAUUGGAUAAAUGAAUACACGACUCCCAUCGGUUUGGGAGUUUACCACUCUGGCGUUGAAAUCUAUGGAAUAGAGUAUGCAUACGGCGGACAUGCCUAUCCAAUGACGGGAAUUUUUGAAAUCCAACCUCGAGAUGCUUCAGAAUUAGGAGAACAAUUUAGAUUCAGACAGUCAGUGCACAUCGGUUACACAGACUUUACAGAAGAGGAUGUGUCAAGAAUCGUAGCUGAGUUAGGCAAAGAUUUCAGAGGUGACCGGUAUCAUCUCAUGACCAAGAACUGUAACCACUUUAGCAGCCAAUUUACGCAGAUUUUAUGCGACCAAGAAAUUCCUGGUUGGGUGAAUCGUUUGGCGUACAUAAGUUCAUGUGUUCCAUUUCUUCAACGCUGCCUUCGAAAAGAGUGGCUAACUCCUGUGGCCCUUCAACAUUCUCUCAGUCAAGUUAGCCACAACGACAGUACUCCCCCAUCUGAUACUUCUUUGUAACAUUUACUCAGCAAUUCGGAUGAUGAUGGUAAAGUUUUAAAAUGCCGUAGAAGUCAUACCUUCUAGACAAUUUGCAGCAUGCGUACAAAGAAUAUUAUUAACAUUGAUACUUAGUACAUCUCUAGUAAAUUAAAUUAAAUUGAAUUGAAUUAAAGCUGCGAGAGUUAAGCCUUUGUUUCAAGGCAAGCAGUGUCAGUGGCAUUGCGGGCAAUUUUGAUAAAAGCGUGGAAACUGAGAAAAUUGUAUUCCUCGUGACAUGCAUUUUUAAAAACGGAUACAAAUUCAGCUCCAGGACGAAAAAAAUACCCAUUGUGCUCUACUUAAUACUCAUUGCCUCUUUAAGUUCAGGAAUAUUAAUAUUAGAAUAACAAUAGAGUGAAUCUAAAAUAAUGUUAUAAUUAAAACUAACAAUGGGGCUAAACUUGUACGUUUAUCUUAGAGAGUAGAGACGCGCAAUGAUAAAUAAUUAACUGGAAGAAAUAGUAUUACAGGACGACAGAACCGAGUGACAAAUAUAAUGCCUACGAAUCAAAUCCUCAAGGAGACUGAAAGCUUGUUUAUAAACCGAUUGAAUACAAUAAAUAAGCUUACACAAUAAUUUUCUCAGCUCGUUUCAACGAAAGCAAACGAGAUGUUUCUAGAAAACCCUCUAGAUUGUCUCUAAAACGCCUAAUUUUUUGCGCUAAUUCUAGUGGAAGAAGUUUAAUUGAAUUUAGUUUUACAAUUUAUUAGUACAUUUGCGAAUCUCUAGAUUUUCUAGGCGCAAUGUCAGGCAAGUGCAAUCGAAGAGGAUUUUAUACUCCGUAAGUUAUCGCACCGAACGCUCCCAAAUGAAUUGUCAAGGUAUCUAAAUUGUAAAUAAUAUUGUUUUCCGCAAACAAAUAAUGUAGACGAUUUGAACUUGUUCGAUGGGAAGAAGUCUACGAUUUGAAAAUUUACUUUUUCUACGUCAAACAAAGAUCCAUCAAUUAUUAGUGCCAAGCUGUUUCUCUCAUUCUGUUUUGCAUUUUUUUUACAUCUUUUUCGAAUAUAGUCUUUGAACGCGUUUACCGCAAUUUCAAAAUCUUUUCUUAAAAUGUAGAGCAGUUUUGAUUCUUUAUCUUAAAAGUGAAGGGAUUUUAAAUAUUUUCAGGUUUUAAAUCCAAAA